AGAACGACGACAAGACGCUGACGAACAAGAGGUGGAAGAAGACAACUGAAGCGCCUCGUCUUUAUUAUUUUAUAAAGAUCAGUUAAGACAAAUAAUUUCGUCAAGAAUUGAUUUUAAAUGAUUGCCGUCAGGAUUGGCUUGGGUAUCCUGUGCAUCUUGUAACGAAGCAGCACUUUAAAUACAGGUGUGUUUUGUUGCACCUCAGCAUGGCUGUGGUCAUCCGUUUGCAGGGUCUCCCCAUUGUGGCUGGGACUAUGGACAUACGUCAUUUCUUCUCUGGAUUGACCAUCCCAGAUGGUGGUGUGCAUAUUGUAGGGGGUGAACACGGUGAGGCUUUUAUCGUGUUCGCCACAGAUGAAGAUGCAAGGCUUGGAAUGAUGCGCACAGGGGGCUCGAUCAAAGGUUCCAAGGUGUCUCUGUUACUUAGUAGCAAAACAGAAAUGCAAAACAUGAUUGAGCUGAGCCGUAGGCGCUUUGAAACCGGCAGUGCAGAGGUUGCCACAGGAAAUGGUAGUCGGCCGGGUCCACCAGUUAGUACUGGUGGAAGUGGAAGGGGCAACUUGGCAACCACAGCCCAAGGUUUUAGUAACACAACUUCGACUACAGCCACCACAGCAGUGUCAACACACGAGCCUGUAAGCAACAAGACUGUCCCUACCUUUUCGACCACUACCAUGGGAAAUAUGCCCCCAAACUUUAAUAAUUUUAGCAGCCCAAGUCUUAGUUUGGGAUCAACAAUGACAACGGCAAUGUCAUCCUUGAACUCUGUACCUCCCCCAAUACCUCCCUUGCCCACCAUGCCAACUCUACCACCGAUGCCCCCCAUGCCAGGACCCCCACCAGUAUCCACAUUACCACCGGUACCUGCUGUUAAUCCGCUAACGUCAGUGCCUCCGGUCCCUCCCAUUGCACACAUGACGCACAUGUCUGCGCUUCCUCCAUUCAAUCCUGGUGUCCCUCCCCCAGUCGGCCCUUUAUCUGGUGGUAUGGCUGCCUCUGGUCCACUGUCUCUUGGAAAUCACAAUCCAAUGUUCCUAAAUCCCCUUAACCCCCUUAACCUCCAUUCUCACAUGAAACCAGCACCGACAAACCCAGAUGAGUUUUACGUUCAUCUACACGGCCUUCCUUUUUCAGUCACUGAAUGUGAAGUCAGAGAUUUCUUCCAGGGACUUGGGAUUGAGUCUGUUCGUUUGCUUAAAGACCACAUGGGUAGAAACAACGGCAGGGCAUUGGUUAAGUUCUUCUCGCCCCAAGAGUCUUUUGAAGCUCUGAAAAGAAAUGCUGGAUUGAUUGGCCAAAGAUAUGUUGAAGUUUCUCCAGCUACAGAGCGACAGUGGAGAGAGAGUGCGGGACAGUCUAAAGCAGGUGGUGACUCCGAACACAAUCGCAAUCGUCGCAGAAGUGCCAAUUCGCCACCACCCUCUGGUCGCGAGCGAGCCAGAUCCCGAUCUCCCCACAAACUAGAAUUCUGUGUGUAUUUGAAAGGACUCCCGUAUGAAGCUGAAAACAAGCAGAUCUUUGAGUUUUUCAAAAAUCUUGACAUUGUUGAAGAUAGCAUUUACAUUGCGUACGGUCCCAAUGGCAGGGCAACCGGUGAGGGAUUUGUGGAGUUUAGGAACGAAAAUGACUACAAAGUUGCUCUUGGAUGCCAUAUGCAGUACAUGGGUAGUCGGUUUAUUCAGGUGCAUCCGAUCACAAAGAAAAACAUGUAUGAAAAGAUAGACACCAUUCGCAAGCGAAUGCAGGGUUCCCAGGGCGAUCAGAAGAAUAGCUCGGGAGGAGGAAAGAGUGCCAAGAAUUGUGCUCACAUAACCAAUAUUCCUUAUAACGUGACAAAAAAAGAUGUCCGUCUUUUUCUUGAUGGCAUUCAGUUGUUUGAGGAAAGUCUUAAAGUGCUAGUUGACGGAAACGGUAAUGGUCUUGGCCAAGCUAUUGUGCAGUUCAAGUCUGACGAGGAUGCACUGAAAGCAGAGAGACUCCAUAGGCAAAAAUUGAAUGGCAGGGAUGCUUUUGUUCAUUUGGUAACAUUCGAUCAGAUGAAGGAAGUUGAGAGAAAUCCUCCUCCACAAGCAAAGAGAGGCCAGAAAUCCCUAGGCAAUUCCCAUGCCCAUACUCAUGCACAUGCACAUGCGCAGCCCCAGGCCCAAGUUCCCCAAGUGCCUCAUGCUUUUCCAGGAAUGACAGGCGACGAGUUUAGUUUUCUGAGAAAUGCUGUUGGGACCCUUGGCAACGGUCCCCCUUUUGUCAACCCCUUCGUUGCCCCAGGUAACGGACUGGCAGGUCCACCGCCUUUGCCGCCACUUGGUGCUGCUUUGGGUGAUGUCCCGCUAGGCCUUCCCCCACCAAUGGUUGGAGGACCCCUUCCCGGUCCUGUUCUAGAGCACCCUGGUUUCAGACCCAGUGCACCUUCUGGCUUUGGUGCACCAGAGCCAUUAAGGGGCAUCCCAUCCUUUGAUAAUGGAUCUUCUCGUAAAGCCAUCGGCCAAAAUCAUGGAGGAAGCCAAGGUCAGAGGCCAGCUACUGAGAAUCUUAGAGGACCUACCAGUGGUCCAGGUAAUUCAAGGCCCACCAUUGUCAAAAUUCAAAACAUGCCCUUUACUGUGACUGUUGAUGAGAUAAUCGAUUUUUUCUAUGGCUAUCAAGUGUUGCCUGGUUCUGUAUGCUUGCAAUUCAAUGAGAAAGGUUUGCCUACUGGGGAAGCGAUGGUUGCUUUUGACUCCCAAGAUGAAGCAAUGGCUGCUGUUAUGGACCUGAAUGAUAGGCCUAUUGGGGCAAGAAAAGUGAAGAUCACUUUGGGAUGAAAACAAUGACUUUGUCAUUGCAAAGUAUGUUUUCUUUUGACACAGUUUUCUGUCAAAUUAACUAAACUGGUUGUUUAAGUACAGCAGAAGAAACUGACAAAAGUAUUAGUUUUUUUUUUCCUGGACACAUUAUGCAUCCAAGAUUGCGUUACAUGAAGCAUGACAAUUGAGGAAAGCCGAUAUUUAUUUUUAAUUUCUCUAAACAGCGUUGUUUAAGACUUCAGGCCAAUAAUGUUUUAGUACACAUCUGCAGAUCAGAAAAAGGGGCAACUUCAUAGUGGUAUGUUCAUUGGAGCCUAAUAGCUGUGGAGGAGGUUAGUUCCUCAUUGUUUGGUAUCUCCGCAGUUUUACACAUCUGUAUAUUAUUAAUGCUGCAUAGUACGCAUUUGAGGUAAAAAACAAAAGGCUGCUGUGCAUUGUGCGCUUAUAUACAUGUCUACACUUCAGUUUCAAUGUUUGCUCUCUGCUGCAAGUUUUUUUCUGUCAAUAAAAUGCUAUGUCUAUCAAUAUCUGUUGCUGUCACAUUGGAUUGCUAUAAAAGCCUGAUGUCAAACAAUACUUCACUGUACACUAUAAGCGGUUGUGAAGCACAUGAGGCAUUGUAAUAUAAUGUAUAUGAAAGCAUUUUACUCUCUUUGCUUAGCUCUCUUCACAAUGUGUUGUGGUGUUCGAUAGCUUCCUUUUUUUUGGAUGUUUGGCUUUUUUUUAAAAGUUCUGCAGAAAUGGAUUAGUUGUUAUACGUAGUUUAUUUUGACGUUCCAGCGCUUUUUCUCUUGUAAAUACUUUCCAGCUGAAUUAUUUUGUCAAUAAAAUGCCAUUCCUGAAAUGAUGACACUUAAA
Pimephales promelas (fathead minnow) is the source of this 3641-nucleotide messenger RNA. It is a transcript of the gene rbm12, whose product is annotated as RNA binding motif protein 12. Gene Ontology annotation, molecular function: RNA binding. The record is from RefSeq and is a predicted model, not a curated record. NCBI's taxonomy places the organism in Eukaryota, Metazoa, Chordata, Actinopteri, Cypriniformes, Leuciscidae.